AUGUUGCAACAACCCUCACACAGAUCGACCUUCAGAAUGGAGGAGGAUGACUUCUCUUCGUCAACCUCGUCCCCACAUCAUGAUCCAGAUGAAACGAAUAGGUAUAUCAACGACAUGUUAUUGAACACACCACAAGUCGAAGGCAAUUGGCGUUGGAACACAACCAUUCUUUCUCUUGCAGCAUUUCACUCAUGUGGAACUUUGCAGAGAAAUUAUGACGUUCGUACCAAAAGAUACCUCUUCCAUGUUCUUCCAUCCACCAAGUCAAAUACGAUUCGAGUCAUUUAUGGAUUCGAAGCCAGAAAUAUUCUUGAAACUGAUUUACCUAUUCCUCAGAAUAUUGAUGAUCAACUCGUGACAUCCACAGCAGACCGCUCGUUUUCAGUAUACAAGCUUGCAACAUUUGACUACUUGGAGGAUCUUCCCAAUUAUAUGCAAGUUCUUUCUGCUAAAGACACUCACCCUCCAUCGUCUUAUGAGAUUGUUGAUCUAUGCGCUAAAGAAAACGUGGAAUGGGUAGUUGUGAAAUAUCAAAUCAGUGAUUCAGAUGUUAUCAAAGUGUUUACUGCUCAAAACCACGACAACGAGUGCAAACCCACAAUUCUUAACACACAAAACAGUACUUGUAUGGCUGUUCAUGUGGCUACACACACUCCAAUACCAUGGAUAUGUUGUGUUUUCAGAGACAAAUUUAACAAAUUAAUGUUGAACAAAUUCAGAAUGGGUGAUAAGGAGCCACAUUCCAAAGUACUUGAAUUGUCUCUUAAUGACGAUACAAGAGUAACAUGUGUGACUACUCUGGGAAUAUCAGGUAAUGAAUGGUAUUUUCUAUUUGGCCUAUCGAAUGGAGAAUUGUAUUAUUCACAUCAAAACAAUUCAAAUAAGCAAGUGUUUUGGUUGGUUCGACCCAAGUCAACAACACUUGGAUCCAUUCUCUCUAUAUUGCAGACUAAGGAGAGACUCGUAAUUUUGGGUUCCAACAAGCUUAUCAUUGCAAAGACACUCGAUACCACCAAGUUAAAAUUAUCAGUGUUGAAUCACAAAGGAAGCAACAAGACAACAAAUUUGGGAGAAGUUUUUUCGUUUUUAAUGUCAGAACGUCAAGACGAACAAGCUCAAAGAAUAUGCUUGAAUAGUAAUUCAACCCUCUUAGCUACAAUCACCAAUUCAGGGAUUUUAAGAAUAUUCAAAGUUGAUUUUGAGAAGGAUAGUUACGAGCUUGUGUUCAACAUUGCCUUGUUUCAUGGUGAGUUCAGAAAUUGCUUAUCCAUGUCAUUUGCAAAGCAAUUUGCAAUGGGUAAAAACAAAAGCAGAGAGUAUUUAGUGGUCUGUUUUGAGAAAGGGGUAGUUUUGGUUGUAGAACCCAUGUAUACAUUUUCAGUGGUGCCUUCACCAGUUGACCUUACACCUGAAGAUACCCAAGAACUUUAA
Naegleria lovaniensis is the source of this 1431-nucleotide messenger RNA. RefSeq lists its product as uncharacterized. The transcript has a single exon. The coding region runs from base 1 to 1431 and encodes 476 amino acids. Gene Ontology annotation, molecular function: protein binding. The record is from RefSeq and is a predicted model, not a curated record. NCBI's taxonomy places the organism in Eukaryota, Heterolobosea, Eutetramitea, Acrasida, Naegleriidae.